This is a messenger RNA of Saccostrea cuccullata (small rock oyster), 1365 nucleotides long. RefSeq names its product kelch-like protein 40a. The transcript has 2 exons. The record is from RefSeq and is a predicted model, not a curated record. NCBI's taxonomy places the organism in Eukaryota, Metazoa, Mollusca, Bivalvia, Ostreida, Ostreidae. Bases 15 to 767 code for a protein of 250 amino acids. Gene Ontology annotation, molecular function: protein binding.
CCCCUUUGCAUUGUAUGCGCAAAAUGGAAAACUUAACAGCCGAACCCAGGACUACUCAUACUGAAGCCACUGAUCAAUUUCCCGAGGAACCAGGAGUAACGGAUAUUGCCUUUGUUGUAGAGGGAAAAAAGCUGUACACCGUUAAAUCGGUUCUGGCUUUAGCGUCUCCGGUUUUCAAGUCCCUGUUUUUCUCGGAUUUUAAAGAAAAAAAUGCAACUGAAAUUGAAUUACCUGGGAAAAAGUACGAACCAUUCAAGAACUUCCUAAUGUGUUUAUCCCCAAAUGAAUACUUGGAUUUAAAAGAUGAUGUGAUCGAAGAUAUACUUCCAUUGGCAAAUGAAUACCAAGUCAUUUCUAUGAUCAAAACCUGUGAAGCAUGGCUGCUUAAAGAGAUUGACCUCAAAAAAGCAAAAAAAAGGACUAUGAUCUGUGAUUUGGAAUUUCUACUCAAAUUCUAUUAUUACAGUGGUGAAUACGACCUGCCAAAUCUUCGUAAAAGAACUCUUGCAUGUUUAGUGCCAUUUACCCUGUCUUCCUGCAAACAAAUAGAAAAGUAUUAUGGACGACUGACUGACAAAGACAAAUUAGAGCUAUUUGAGGCCAGAAUCGAAAAACUCGACUCUUUACACUCCGGUUCAACCACCUGCCAUUCCAAACACUCGCAUUUUUUGCAACACGCCUCUACUACCGGUGUCAAGACAAUUAAUGGCCCCCCUGGAAUAAUGUCUGGGGGUCUUUAUUUGUCGUCGACAACACCUCGGCACUAAAUGUAUCUCCAAUAUUCUGUAAACACUUGCAUGGAUGAGUACUUGGUAUAAAUUAGUAAAUAAACGAAAUGCAGAAUGUAAUAAACGUGUCACAUACAUAUGUAACAUAUUGGGUUGUGUGGGAGGGAAAUUUAGUCAUCUCCAUUAGCCUCAACUCAAUAUACCACGUAUACUAAAUUAUGGUAUAUCCAUUCUCCUAUUAUGUCAUAAGUUUUUGCAAAAACUGAUACUAAUUUUAAUUCAUACCCAAUAGAGCGAUUUCUUUUGGAAGAAUGCUUUUCAACAGGUGAAAUGAUAAAUAUUGUUCAGUACAUGUAAUAGAAUUUAGUGACGUGAUAGUUAUGCAAACAGAUAAAAUUUCUCAUAUUCCAUAAAUAAUUUCCUUGUUAAGAUUUUUAAAAUGUCCAAUCCGAACUGGAUUUCAUUUCAAAUCGGCUUUUCUCAACAGAAUCAGUGAAUUUUGGGUUUGAACGUUUGAACACAGCAUUAAAAUUGAUUUUAUUCAGGGUUAAUUUUUAACACAUACGAACUUACUUGAAAUGCGUUGUAUUACGUAUUGCUUUAAAAACACUCAAAAUAUGUUUUAUUAAUUGUUAAA